AUGCCCAGAAGCAAGUUCGCCAAGGACGCACACGCCAAACGCGAGACGUUUGCGGCUUACGCAAUCCUAGGCGAGAAGGGUAACCGCUACAGAAUUGGCUGGAAGGGCAUCGAUCCAGCUACCGGCGCCCCCUACGAGCCAACAUGGGAGCCCAAACGCUACGCCAAUGCCGCCCUCAAGCACGAGUGGGCCGAGAAGAAGGCCAAACAGAGGCGGGCCAUGAAGCAAACGCCAAGUAGCACCGAAAAUUCUGUCUCUACAAGCGACUACGCUCCCAAAGAGCCUGUCGGCUUCAGACCAUCUGCAGAGAAGUCCGUCGCGAAGACACCCACCGCCGAGCAACCUUUGACUAAGCCGCUACCCACUGACAAGCUCGCCAUCGAGAAGCCAUCCGCAUGCAAGGCCACCACCAGACGAAUUGUCACAGAGAAGCUAGCAAAGGCGAGGAGCGCGAGAGCGACUACAACACGUCGUGUCGUCACCGCCAAGCCGUCCGCAUCCCACCUCCUUGCCAAUGAGCCUCCCGUAAUUGACAUCUCCGACACCGAGUCCGUCUCCACUGCGUCAUCUACAACCAUUACGCCUACUACUGAGGGCUCUACCUCCACAAAACCGGCCAUCGCCACGAGCCGACGCAAUCACAAGCCCACACAAGAAUACAUCAAGAGUCAGACGUCCAACGGCGAGACGCAGCGUGAGGGCAGGGCCACUGGGCACUCUGGCCUCUGCCCGUCCGGCUCGACCAUAGCUCGCUCAUCGACCAGUCUGUCAUCUUCCAGCACCUUCUAUUCCUCGUGCGUCUCCCAAUCCUCCCUCAGCACCUCGUCCACCGCAGCCUCAACCUCUACCUCUUCCUCUUCCCCCAAGAAACGCAGGCGCCCCGCCACCCGUUGGGCGACCAAGAAGCCCGCUCACCGUCUCCAAUCCGCGCAGACUCACGACUCCGACACGUACUUCCCGUCACGUGGCAUCGUAGAUGAGUCCGCAGACAAGUACCUCGUGUCUUGGUCGCCACAUCCGGUGACCGGAGAGGCGUAUGCGGAUACGUGGGAGCCGAAGGGCUAUGUGAUGCCGUUCAUGGUAGAUGAGUGGGAGCAGAGGAAGAUUAUGUUGCUUGUGAAGGCGGCGGAAGAGAGGAUGAUGGGGGCUGGGGCUAUGUGA
Diplodia corticola is the source of this 1161-nucleotide messenger RNA. RefSeq names its product chromo domain-like protein. Bases 1 to 1161 code for a protein of 386 amino acids. Lineage: Eukaryota; Fungi; Ascomycota; Dothideomycetes; Botryosphaeriales; Botryosphaeriaceae. The record is from RefSeq and is a predicted model, not a curated record. The transcript has a single exon.